Molecule: messenger RNA, 1719 nt
Organism: Phytophthora infestans T30-4
Lineage: Eukaryota; Oomycota; Peronosporomycetes; Peronosporales; Peronosporaceae
Exons: 7
Coding region: 1-1719 (572 amino acids)
Biological process (GO): DNA damage checkpoint signaling; DNA repair; mitotic DNA replication checkpoint signaling
Molecular function (GO): chromatin binding
Source: RefSeq, a predicted model, not a curated record
AUGCAGCGCAGCUGGCGGCGAUUCCGACAGCGCAGCAGCGACUCAGAUGCAGAAAAGGCUUGGGAGUGCCCUAUGUGCACAUUCCUAAACGAAAAUACCAGCGCUUCUAGAUGCGAACUUUGCGAGAGUGUGCGCCCCGGACUACCGAGAAAGACGCGGAAGUUGUCGCAUGAUGAUGGUGCAAGUGGCUUGUGGGCGGAUUUGUACGCCCCGGAAACUGUAGAUGACCUGUGUGUGAACAAGACGAAGGUGCAGGAGAUCUCGGAGUGGCUGGAACGGAAUGCGUCGCCGAUCUCGGGUGUGUUCCAGAAGCGGCUGCUGAUUUUGUGCGGUCCGCCAGGAUCAGGCAAGUCAACGGCUGUACGCUGUAUCGCUCCCAAGCUUGGCCUUCUUAUCAAGGAGUGGGAAGACAACUCGGCUGCUGGAAAACUCAAUUAUGAACGCAUGCUUCGGGAAGAUUUUUGGACUCCGCAGGUAUCUAGCGUUGACGAUUUUUCGGAUUUUAUUCAUCGCUCCUCAGCCUACGGUGCACUUCCGGUUGCUACGUCCCGGCACACAUCUACUAUUGGUCGCAAGCGCCGGCUGUCUAACACUCAGCAAGUUUAUGGCAAUUUUCAGACGCCAUCAGUUAGUGCAGGGCAGGUUAUUUUGAUCGAGAGCUGGCCACAGUCCUGGUCGAAAGACAAGUCACUUUACGAGGAGAAACUUCAACGAGUCUAUCAGCAUGUGGUUGACCCGGCUGGUGGCUGCCGCUACCCUGUAGUUUGUAUCUACAGUGACGUUCAAGGUAGUAAGAUUGACUUGCAUCAUUUGAGCCGCAAGUUUUCUCGCGAAGUGAUUCAUUCGCCGCUGACUUCAGUCAUUAAUAUCAACGCGGUGACGUCUGCGCAGCUCAAGAAACAUCUAUCUCGUGCUGCUACACAAGAGAGCUGUCCUUGUCAGCCUGCGGAUAUCCAGAAUAUCAUCGACAGCAGCAAUGGAGACAUGCGGCAUGCGUUGAAUAUGCUGCAAUUACUGCAGAAUCCCAACGUGAAGAAGCACAGAAUUUCAGAAACAUCGUCGGCGACGAGCUCUAGCGCCCGUGACCCUUUUCUUUCGGAUUUUCACGUUGUUGGAAAACUACUGCACGGUAAAAUGCUGCAAAACAAAUCUGCGGACGAGAGCGCGCUGAAAAAUGAUGUCGACUACGACCAGAUUUUGAAUGCAUCUGCGAUGCCACUUGACCGAAUCCUUGGACUCGUUCACGAGAACAGCAUUGCGUAUUUUUCGCAAGUGGAAGAUCUAUCUGGUGCUCUCGAGCUAAUGAGCUUGUGUGAAGUGAUGGUUGCUGAAUCGUACAGUGGUGCUAGCAGCUCGGAGGCCGUCAAGCGCUCUCGGGAUGUAGCUCAAGCCAUUCUUACGCGAACUAUUGCAGUGACGAACGAGAAUCCCGCUCCGAAGGCAUUUCGACCGAUCACGCGGCCUCGAACAUACACAACAAAUCAACGUAUUGUAUCCCGCCGUGACGAAAUGUUAGUUGCUACUCGAGGAGGCGAGCAUGGGCUCCAACAUGCGUGCACGGGUGACGUAUUCGCUUUCGAAGUGGAACCCUUCUUGACAAUCAUGGAUCGAGUCGGUGGGCCUGCUAUUCGGCAAAAUACGAGCACCUUCGCGAUGGAUACACUCUCACUCAAAGAGGAGGUGGACGAUGAAAUCGAGAACAGUGAUGACGAGUGGUAA